Messenger RNA from Saccoglossus kowalevskii, 4032 nucleotides. RefSeq lists its product as uncharacterized. Lineage: Eukaryota; Metazoa; Hemichordata; Enteropneusta; Harrimaniidae. Gene Ontology annotation, biological process: DNA integration; proteolysis. The record is from RefSeq and is a predicted model, not a curated record. Gene Ontology annotation, molecular function: nucleic acid binding; aspartic-type endopeptidase activity; zinc ion binding.
AUGGUGCGAGUAUUAAGUGAACAUUUGCGGUUAGUUGAGGAGGAGGAGGAAGAAGAGGAAGAGAUGUCUCUUGACAGCCAGGUAGUUCUAGCUAAGAUAGCAUGGGAAAAAGAGAGAUUAGAAAGACAAGAAAGGGAAAGGGAAAAGGAGAGACAAGAAAGGGAAAAGGAGAGACAAGAAAGGGAAAAGGAAAGACAAGAAAGGGAAAAGGAAAGACAAGAAAGGGAAAAGGAAAGAAAUUUUGAGUUGGAAAAGAUGAGAUUAGAGCAGGAACUUAAUAGAAGUGGUCCUAGUGGGUCAGAGUUUGGGUUUAGGUAUGGUGGUGGUAAAGUUCAGGAAUUUGAUAUGGCUCGGGAAAUUAAAUUAGUACCGAGAUUUCAAGAGCAGGACGUGGAUACCUAUUUUUUGUCAUUUAAGAAAAUUGCCAAACGACUUGCAUGGCCUGAACGUUAUUGGACCUUGUUGUUGCAUAGCGUGUUUACUGGAAAAGCUAGCGAAGUAUGUUCCACUCUUGAUGAGGAGCAGUAUUCCGAUUAUGAAUUUGUUAAAGCUGCAGUUCAGUCAGCCUAUGAAUUAGUGCCCGAAGGUUAUAGACAGAGAUUUAGGCAUUUGCAGCGUACCGGUGGGCAAACAUUUGUUGAGUUUGCUAGGGAGAAAGAGCUAGUUUUUGAUAAAUGGUAUAGGUCCCUCCAGGCAGAGAAAGAUUUUUGUAGUUUACAGGAGGUAGUGUUGUUGGAGGAGUUCAAAGAUAGCAUUCCCCUAGAUAUUAAAACCCACCUUGAUGAGCAUAAAGUGAAAAAUAUUAGAAAUGCAGCUGCUGUGGCCGAUGAUUAUGAAUUAACCCAUAAGAAGAGUGUAAAGUCCUAUUCCCCCAGAUGGAAUAAUAGGCGUUCCCGUGGUGCUAAUGGUGCAUUGGACGGUGAGGCUAGUGGCGAGAGUACUAAAAGUCAGUCUGUAACACCUAAAUCAGCUGAGAACAAGAGAGUAUGGGAAAAACCUCUUUGUUACUAUUGUAAGAAGCCAGGGCAUGUGAGGGCAGAGUGUUUCAAGUUGAAGAAUGAGAGGCAGUGGAGAAAGCCAGUAGCAUUUGCCAGGGUUAGAGACCCUGUUAGGAAAGUAGUAGGGAGUUCAGCCAUGCCUGGAAAAAGAUGUGGAAUUCUUGAUGUACCUGAAGAGUAUAAAAACUUCGUGUCAAAGGGUGAGGUAUCCCUUGGUAAGGUUAGUGAUAGUAAGCCUGUAGUUAUACUCAGAGACACUGGGGCAGCUCAGUCUUUAAUGUUGGCUGGUGUAUUAUCUUUAGAUAAUGUAAAUACAGAUGCCAGUGUGCUGGUUCAGGGUAUUGGAGGUGGUUAUGAGUCUGUUCCCUUGUAUAAUGUCGAGUUGAGGUCUGAUUUGGUCACUGGAGAUGUGACUGUUGGUGUGGUCAAGUCCUUGCCGAUAGAGGGCGUUACUUUUCUACUGGGUAAUGACCUGGCUGGGGGUAAGGUGAGUGUACUCCCCGUGGUUUCUUGUAAGCCUGUGGUUAAUGACAAGACUGAAGAGUUGCUUGAAUUAUAUCCUGGUAUAUUCCCUGCGUGUGUUGUUACUAGGUCACAAACUAGUAAGGAGAGACAGGAUGAGCUGGUGUCAGAGGUAGUGAAGGAAGACUCUGGUGUGUGGUUAGCGGAGACUUUCUUUGGUGAUUUGAAGGAUGGUAGUGAGAUUAAGACUGACUUCAGUCACUCUUCACUAGUAGAGCAGCAAGAAGCAGAUUGCACCUUGAAAGAGCUAAUGGCGAGUGCAUUGAGUGAGAAUGAGGCUGAAAAUCUUCCGAAGUGUUGUUAUAUGAAGGAUGGUGUUUUAAUGAGGAAGUGGCGACCUCCCAGUUCCCCAGCUGAUGAGGACUGGACGGUAGUUCACCAAAUAGUGGUGCCUCACUCUUAUCGGCAUGAGAUACUUAGAAUAGCUCAUUCUAUCCCUGUGGCUGGGCACUUGGGUAUAAGAAAGACUGACGCCAGAAUAAUGGCACAUUUUUACUGGCCCAAAUUACAUAGAGACGUGGUUGACUACUGCAAAACGUGUCAUACUUGUCAGGUUGUAGGAAAACCCCAGCCUGCUAUUAAGCCUGCCCCUUUGGUGCCUAUCCCAGCAUUUGGUGAGCCAUUCAGUAAGGUGUUGGUUGAUUGUGUUGGCCCAUUGCCUAGAACCAAGACAGGUUUUCGUUUUAUGUUAACAAUCAUGGAUAUGGCCACUAGGUAUCCUGAGGUAGUGCCUUUGAAAACUAUAACUGCUAAGGUAGUGGUGGAGGCAUUGGUGCAUUUUUUUAGAAGGUAUGGGCUUCCUAAAGAAAUUCAGUCUGACCAAGGGUCAAACUUUAUGUCUGGGCUAUUUCAGGAGGUUAUGCAUCAGCUGGGGGUGAGUCAGCUUAAAUCCUCUGCUUAUCAUCCUCAGUCUCAGGGAGCAUUAGAAAGGUACCAUCAAACUUUGAAGAACAUGCUCAGAUCAUACUGUACAGAGUGUCCGGAGGAUUGGGAUAAGGGAAUACCCCUUGUAUUGUUUGCUACUAGGGACACUCCCAGUGACUCUACAGGGUUUAGUCCAUUUGAACUUGUGUAUGGUCAUAAUGUCAGGGGUCCCCUGAAGCUUCUAAGAGAACAGUUUCUAGUUGCUGAGCCAGAGACCAAUAUGUUAGAUUAUAUAUGCAAGUUUCGAGAACGCCUUUUUAAAGCAGGCGAGACGGCUGCUGAACAUCUUAAGGUGUCCCAGAAUGUUAUGAAGAAGAAGUUUGAUAGAAAUGCAAAAGCACGCCAGUUUAGUCCAGGUGAAAAGGUCUUAGUAUUAUUACCGCUAGUGAGUGAGCCAUUAGCUGCUAAGUUUAGUGGGCCCUAUGAGAUUAAAAAGAAACUUAGUGAGGUCAAUUAUUUAAUCAGUACCCCUGAUCGCCGUAAACAUCAACGAGUUUGUCAUGUUAACAUGAUAAAGAAGUAUUUUGAUUGUAAGGGAGAACCCCCCAAGAUGACAGGUGUAGUUGGUUCUGGUAAUCAGACUUUUGAGUGCGAAGAUGAAAAUGAAGAUGAUCCUGAUCCUGGAGAGUUUGAUAUGUCACAACUGGAUCCACAAACUGCUGUAUUAUCCAAUUCUGAGACCUUAUCCAACUUGUCGUCUUUGUUGAGCUAUUUACCCGAGCCUCAAAGAGAAAGUUUUUGCGAGUUGAUUUUUGAAUUUCAACAUUUGUGUUCUGAUGAAUUGGGUCGUACCACUUUGGCUUGGCAUGAUGUGGAUGUCGGUGAGGCUAUCCCCAUUAAGCAGGCUCCAUACAGACUCAACCCUGAUAAGUUGGCAAAGGUAAAUGCUUUAACUGUUACUGACUCUUAUCCUCUUCCCAGAAUUGAAGAUUGCAUUGACAAAGUUGGGAAAGCAAAGUACAUCAGUAAGGUAGAUUUACUUAAAGGUUAUUGGCAGGUUCCUCUGACUAAUAAGGCCAAAGAAAUAUCAGCCUUUGUCACGCCUGACGGUUUGUUUCAUUGUAAAGUGCUUCCAUUUGGCAUGAAAAACGCUCCAGCAACCUUCCAGCGCCUAAUGGAUAGAGUAAUACAAGGUGUACCAAAUUGUGUUGUGUAUAUUGAUGAUGUGGUCAUCUAUAGUGAAAAUUGGGAAAGUCAUUUGCUCCAUCUCAGAAAAUUGUUCGAAAAGCUCACAUGGGCCAAUUUGGUUGUAAACUUGACCAAAAGUGAGUUUGCUAAAGCUAAGGUGACUUAUUUAGGUCAUGUCAUAGGUCAAGGUAAAGUGUUGCCACGACUGGCCAAGGUUAAAGCCAUUGUCAACUUUCCGGCUCCAAAAUCAAAACGAGAAAUCCUUAGAUUUUUGGGCAUGUCUGGUUUCUAUCGAAAGUUUGUGGCAAACUAUAGUGAGGUUGUGGCUCCACUUACCAAUUUGCUAAGUACGAAGGUGAAGUUUAUUUGGGCAGAUGAAUGUGAACAGGCAUUCGCAAAGAUUAAAGCUGUGUUAAUAAGAGCCCAUUUUGGCUGCUCCAAAUUUCAGCAAGUCUUUUAG